Messenger RNA from Neoarthrinium moseri, 816 nucleotides. RefSeq lists its product as uncharacterized. Bases 1 to 816 code for a protein of 271 amino acids. NCBI's taxonomy places the organism in Eukaryota, Fungi, Ascomycota, Sordariomycetes, Amphisphaeriales, Apiosporaceae. The record is from RefSeq and is a predicted model, not a curated record. The transcript is spliced from 2 exons.
AUGGGUCGACGCAUUAGGCAUUUGAGUCGCAAGCUCAGGCAUAAGAACACCUUACUGCCACCUGCUGAAAUCGCCGCUUCCCAUGAGAGGUCGCCAGAAGACGGUCGGGUUCUUGACCCCCAAUUUGGCCUCGGGGCUGCUACACGUCCGCAACGUGAACAAGAAACCACUACACCAAAGAUUGGAGCUGCAAACAACAGUACCAUGACAAAGUAUGGGGAAAAUCAGGGCGAGCUCACCAAGGAGUCCAAGGAUAUGCUGGGUUUAGCUGAUACCACGACAACGGACAAAGCUACCUCCCAGAAUCCAGUUGUUACUCACGAAACCGUUCAGCCACAUGUGCACGAAGUUAUUCAGGACCAGGUCUAUCGGGAUAUACAUGAACAUGAAGUUUACCAUCGAAUACAGCCGGUCUAUGCGCUCGAAGUGGCCCCUCCUCGUCACUUCGUACCAGACCCUAAUGGAGAUCUGAUUGAGGUCCUUGAAAGUGACCUGCCCCACUGUACAGGUGCAAAUCAACGAUGGGCAAUCGGCGAGAUGCAGCCAGCUGGAGAUCUCGGAGAUUAUGCGAAACUCUCGAGUGUAUCCCAAGACAUGAUACAACGGCCCAAUGAGGAACAACGAAUGAUUGAUGCGGAGCGGCGUAUGCCUUCUGAGAAGGCUGAGAUUGUCGGCGGUAAUUACAAGGCGAGUUCAACAACAAUUUUCACAUCUUGUCUGCAUUCGUUCGUUAAUAAAGUCAAUAGACAUUUUCCAAUGAGAAAGAUGCGCAACGCUGUGAGCGCAACAGCUCGAUUUGGUAUGGUGUUGGAGUAA